This is a messenger RNA of Polistes dominula (European paper wasp), 1319 nucleotides long. RefSeq lists its product as uncharacterized. NCBI's taxonomy places the organism in Eukaryota, Metazoa, Arthropoda, Insecta, Hymenoptera, Vespidae. The record is from RefSeq and is a predicted model, not a curated record.
CAAUUACUUGACAAAAUUAUUUCAUUCUUUUCUUCCUUUAUUUUGAUUACAUAUGAUCAAAUAAUUUAUCAAAGUGUGAUGAUUACGUGUCUAAUGAUUACGUGUGUGUGUGAUGAUGACAAUGAAUGAUCACUAUAACUUUAAAUCAUGUCAGAUAUUAAAAAUAUUAUUGAAUUAUUAUGCAAACAUUUGAAUUUAUCAAUCAAAGUUGCAAUUCAACCAGAAUGUUUUAGGUUAUCUAAAUUUAAUGAUCCAAAGGAACAAUCUGAUACAUUAUGGACAAUAUUGCACAUAUUAAGUUUGUACGCGGCGAAAGAAAAUCAAAAUAAUAUUAACUUUGAGGAAUACGAUAAAUUAUCUGCUACAAAAUUAUAUUUCGCUUAUUUACAAUAUCCAGCGAUUGAGUUUUAUAAUUUAUCUGAAAGUUGUUGUAACAAUAGAGUACUUCUAUUAGCAUUUGCAUGGCUUUUAGCGACGCAAAAUGUUUUAAACAUUGUCAUACGAAUCAACUUGAUAUCCAGUAUUUUAGGAAAGGAAUGUUCAUCCCCUGACUUAUCUUUGAAAGAAAUAUCUAUGAUAGAAACAUCGUAUUCUUUGAAUACUCAAAUAAAAAAUAUUAUCCAUCACAAUAGUAAAGUUAAUUUUAAUAUUAAAUAUAUAUCCGAAUUAAUUGAUAUCAAAACUAAAUUGUCAACUAAAGCUCACAGUGCAAGCUUGAAUUAUGAUUGUCUUGCGCAUAUGAACGUUAUGGAUAUUGCAUUUGUCAAAAGUUUAUUCGUAUUACAAGAUACAGAUUCAAAUUUUACUCAAUCUAAGCAACAACUAAAGUCCGAGUUGUAUAACAUAGGAGCGAUGUUGGAUGUACAUUUAAAAUGGAUGGAAAAAGAGUAUAUAUUCUAUGAUUGGAUGAUAACUGUAAUCAAGGAACAUGAAAAAUCUGUAGAUAUUAAUAAAAGUAGUAUAAAUUGGAACGAAAUAAUUAAUUUCGUUUCUUUGCUAGAACACAUUAUAAAAAAAAAAUUAAAUUCUAUUUGCUCUAAACAAGCAAAUGAUGAUGCAAAAUACUACAAUGAUUUUCAAUGUACAUCACGUUUAUUGAGAACACCGGACAUCAAAUGCGAAGUUAAUAAAUGGUUGACGGAUAUAACCGUUCAACUGAGUCAAAUAAAAGAAACGCUUGGAAAAAAUAAAGAAGAAAUCGCGUUACAAUUAAAAAAUAUAUUAACAAUUGUGCCAUCGUGCGUUAGAGUUUAAUGCUGUUUUGUAAUAUUUUUAUAUAAAAAAAAAACAUAUGUAUAAUUAAAUAUUUUUUAAAUGAA